This is a messenger RNA of Zingiber officinale, 453 nucleotides long. Its product is annotated as putative serine/threonine-protein kinase. NCBI's taxonomy places the organism in Eukaryota, Viridiplantae, Streptophyta, Magnoliopsida, Zingiberales, Zingiberaceae. Gene Ontology annotation, molecular function: ATP binding; protein kinase activity. The transcript is spliced from 3 exons. The record is from RefSeq and is a predicted model, not a curated record. Bases 1 to 453 code for a protein of 150 amino acids. Gene Ontology annotation, biological process: protein phosphorylation.
AUGUGGGCUGACGCUCGGGCGCGUGUCGUGAUGAUCCCUCUCGGUAACCUAGCCAACAUCCAUAUGCAAGAGGCCACCGGGAGAUGGGUAGAAGAGAUAGUUGUCUCCAACCGCCUGGCGAUGGUGGAUGAAGAGCUCAAGAGGCUGAAGGCUACGGGCGGUCCGUUCGGCUCCCAAGGCCCUUCUCUUCUGUUCCACUGCCGCUGUGUAUGUUUUGUUUUCCAUGAGUUAACGAACACCACCAUCAUCCACCACAGCAUCAAGGCCAGCAACAUCCUGCUCGACGGCCAGUGGACGACCAAGAUCGUCGACUUCGGCAUGACACACCUAUUCCUGGAGGACCAGACCCAUGCCCACACCCGCGCCGCUAGCACCAAUGACUACAUGACCCCUGAGUAUGUCAUGAAUGACACCCUCUCCAUCAAGGCCGACGUUUUUAGCUUCGGCUGCUGA